Molecule: messenger RNA, 2370 nt
Organism: Leptosomus discolor (cuckoo roller)
Lineage: Eukaryota; Metazoa; Chordata; Aves; Leptosomiformes; Leptosomidae
Gene: ZHX3
Product: zinc fingers and homeoboxes 3
Biological process (GO): regulation of transcription by RNA polymerase II
Cellular component (GO): nucleus
Molecular function (GO): DNA-binding transcription factor activity, RNA polymerase II-specific; DNA binding
Source: RefSeq, a predicted model, not a curated record
AUGGCUAGCAAAAGAAAAUCCACAACUCCCUGCAUGAUACCAGUAAAAACACUGGUGCUUCAGGAGACUGAACUGGACGCCGUAGAAGAUGAUCGUGAAAGAACGCAACAAGAUGCUCCUGCAGAAGGGCCAGCAGCUAGUGAUGCUAGUGCCAGUAACAGCAAUAAUGGAGCUUUGUCUAAUGGGCACCGCGGUAUUGCUGAUAGUGACACUUAUAUCUGCAAGUCUUGUGACUUUGGAUCUCAAGACGUUCAUCACUUCUUUGGGCACUUGGACUCUGAGCACUUAGACUUUAGCAAAGACCCUGCGUUUGCGUGUGUUGCGUGCAACUUUCUGGCAAAUAGCCAUGAAGGGCUCUCGCACCACAAUGCAGAGUCGCAUGCCGGUGAAACGAGCUUCGUCUGGAGGGUGGCUAAGCAGGACAAUCGUAUAACUGUGGAGCAAAGUGUCUGUGAGGCUGCCAGCAGCCAUGACCUUCCAGGAGAGGUCCCUGAAGAAGGGGUGGAUGGCCAGUCCGAAAUUAUCAUUACCAAAACGCCCAUCAUGAAGAUAAUGAAAGGUAAACCUGAGGCCAAAAAAAUCCACACGCUGAAGGAGAAUGUGUCAAGUCAACUGGGCAGUGAGUCAGAGGUGAAAGACGGAGAGCAUUCAUUCCCAAAUGGGUCCGUGCCAGUCAGCCAGCCUACUGCAAGUUCAACAAAAUCAUCUCAUAUAGUGAACGGCUCCAUCAUAGGAAACGUGCCUGUUCUGCAGGCGGGUGUUGCACAAUUGGUGUCACUGCAGCAGCAACCCCCGUUGCAUCAGCAGCUACCUACAUCCAAGUCCCUUCCCAAGGUUAUGAUCCCCCUCAGCAGCAUUCCAACGUACAACGCCGCCAUGGACUCCAACAGCUUCCUGAAAAACUCCUUCCACAAGUUCCCCUACCCCACCAAAGCCGAGCUCUGCUACUUGACCGUGGUGACGAAGUACCCAGAAGAGCAGCUGAAGAUCUGGUUCACUGCCCAGAGGUUGAAGCAGGGCAUCAGCUGGUCACCAGAGGAGAUCGAAGAUGCCAGGAAGAAGAUGUUUAACACCGUUAUUCAGUCCGUGCCCCAGCCCACCAUUACGGUUUUGAACACGCCGCUGGUUGCAAAUCCUGGGAGCGUCCCCCAUCUUAUUCAGGCAACUUUACCGGGCCACAUGGUGGGGCAGCCGGAGGGGACGGGGGGGCUGCUGGUCACGCAGCCCAUAAUGGCAAAUGGGUUGAAGGGCACCAGCUCCUCCUUCAGCUUGGCGGUGACUUCUGUCCCCAAGCCCCAGCCGGCGGCACAGCACAGCACGGUGAGCUCCAGCAACGCCUCGGGGGUGAAGGUGGUCAACAGCGGCCAGUCGCUGCUCACCGCCUGCCCAGCGAUCUCCUCGCAGACCUUCCUGGAUCCCAAUGUGUACAAAAACAAGAAGUCCCACGAGCAGCUCUCGGCCUUGAAAGGCAGCUUCUGCAGAAACCAGUUCCCUGGCCAAGCUGAAGUUGAGCGGCUGACAAAAAUCACGGGCCUGUCCACCAAAGAGAUUCGAAAAUGGUUCAGCGAUAGGAGGUACCACUACAGGAACGUGAGAGGGGGCCGGGCCGUCUUCCCUGGAGACAGCACGCUCGAUUCCCUGCCCGAAAUAACCUUCGACGUCUCGCCCAGAGGAGCUGAGCUGAGCCCGGCAGCGGCGGCUGCGCCGGCCCCUCACCACCCACCGCGGCGGCAGUCAUGGCACCAGGCACCUGAUUUCACGCCAACCAAGUAUAAAGAGCGGGCACCGGAGCAGCUGAAGGCCCUGGAGAGCAGUUUUGCCCAAAAUCCCCUUCCUGCAGAGGAAGAGGUGAACCGCCUGAGGGGGGAAACGAAGAUGACGCGGCGGGAGAUUGAUAGUUGGUUCUCGGAGAGGAGGAAGAAGAAGGUGGCGGAGGAAAAUAAGAAAGUGGAGGAGGCAGCUCGGCAGGAGGAGGAGGAGGCGGAAAAUGGCGGUGGGGAAGGGGAAGACUCCUCCGAUGAGCUGAGGGCCGCGGGUGAAAACGGCUCGGUUGAUGCCUCUGGCAACAACCUGAACUCGGUGGAGCGGAAGGUGAGUCCCAUCAAAAUCAACCUGAAAAACCUACGAGUGACUGAGUCCAAUGGCAAAAGUGAGUUACCGGGGGCAGGCGCAAAUGAGAAAGGGGACGGCAGCUCCAGCCGGCCACCCACCCCUCCGAAAACCAAACUGAACUUUAAAAAAACGGCCCAGCAGCGGCAUCUGCUGAAGCAAAUGUUCGUGCAGACCCAGCGGCCCACGAACCAGGAGUACGACGCCAUCGUUUCCCAGACGGGUCUGCCGCGGGCCGAGGUCAUUCGCUGGUUUGGGGAC